AGAGGCGCGCCGCAUUUCACGAGGGUAACAUACUGGCAGACUAGAUUGCCAUGGAAACGUGCAGUUUGUGAGAAAUAGUUGAGAGAAUCUAGAGAAAGAACAACAUUUCCUGAUAAUUUCCAGUGACUUCUGUGAAUCUGUGAAGCCCCUGUUUAUUGGAAGCUUUUCACUCGCUCACCCAGCAAGGAGUUACACCUUGAAAGUAAGAUUGGGCUGGGUCAGCGUCUUCACUGUGCCACAUAGGCUGUCAGAUAUUUGCUGCCUAAGGGACAGUAGCCCUAGGGCACACAGAUUGGAGGACACCACAUACAUACACUAGUAUAGACAUUGACUUUCGGGGUAAUGAGCCGACUGUCAGGACGUCUGCGCUCUGGAGGUGUGCGUUUGGCUUGUGAAACACCGGUUGAGGAGGACUGCAGUGAGGCUGAAGGCUCCUGGAUGGGAGAUGUAGGGCCUGGAGUCACUUCAGCAGGGCCUAUUGACUCUGGCCAGGCCACUUCACUACACUAUGGAUUUUAUUCACCUCCUUCACUGGCUAAUGGCCUGCGAAACCACGAUGACCAGUUUCAGCGCCGAGCAAGGAGACGCAGACAAAUGGACCAUGUGGAACAAAUGCACACGCAUGAACAAGUGCACAUUCAGCAACACACGCAGAUGCACACACACCAGCAAACACACUUACUCGAGCAGAACACUCGAAUGGAACACUCAAACACGCAUCUACAGUCUCGCACACACAUUCAGUUGGAUGCCCACAUGCAGACGGACACAGAUGUGCUAAUGCACAAGCACACACGUACAGAGAUGGACAGAUGCAUAGAUUCCAGCUCUUCACUCAUGGAGCAGGACACGUCUCUUGUUCCAGAGGACUUGUCUAUUACUCACAAGACUGAAAAAUACACCCCCUCUGCCCGUUCAACAUAUCCUUUGCAAACGAACCAACCCUCACAAACGUAUUCAGCCCUUCAACAUGGCUCUGCUUCUACAUGUAAGGCAGAGACAGAACAAGCCACUCCCACCUGUAAACCAGAGGUGGAUCACUUACCAAACCCUGACAUAUGCCACAGUUCCAGUGCAACCAACAAUCUGAUCACCACCCCUAUAGAGGCUGAGAGGAAGUAUACAUUGAGGAGUUCUGGUCGGCCACGAUUCCCUUGCCACCUUCGCAAGUCAUCCCGUUUGCGUAGAGCCACGGAAGAUAAUGUUGUGAAAAGGGAAGAAGAACAAAAAGAGGAGGAGCAUGUGAACAUCUGGAGAGGAGAUGAGAUUACACCAAAGGAAGAGGCUUCUCCCGAAGUUGUUGUGGGUGCCCCAUCUCUUGAAGUUUUACCAGUAUCAACUAAAUUGUCCAGUGUGGUGCCAAAUCAUAGCAUUAGUAUGCCAUUUGGAAAUGAAGGCAGCACUGUGACUCACCACUCAAUGAGAGGUAAACGACGAGGUCGUUUUUUGGGUGUGAGGAAGAUAGUGGUAAAAAUAGCCAGAAUCCCUGUGCACCUCAGUCGUCGGCAGAAAAGCUACAAGAUCUCCUCCCUAGAUCCUGUGGGGGUGGGGACAUGUGGGGAAGGGGGUACUAAAGUAGAAGGUCCAGAAGGGGGGUCUAGUAGUGAGACAUGUGCCCCUAUUCCAAAGGAACCCACUGCUCUUCUCCGUAUGAAAAACAAUGGAAAGAGUGUAAUGGUCAUGUUUCCCCCAGGAGAGCUACCUGUCAUCCUGAAACGGCGUAGAGGACGGCCCCCUAAACAGGCCUUACCAGGGCAGCCUGACAUGCGUGAGACUAGAGCUGGGGCUGCAAAUGCCGCAGAGCCCAAGAAACAACGGCGGCGACGGCGAGUAAAACUGCCGUCUCCACUGCCCUCAUAUGUUAAUGACACCAAUGACGUUAAAGUAGAAUAUGCAGAUGUUCUGUCCAAACUGGCUUUCCUGAACAGACAGCCCCCCAGCACUGGCCGCUGCUCCCCACCACGUUGCUGGACUCCAACUGAGCCUGAAACCUUUCAUACACCUCCAGAGAACCCAAACCUGUCCACUCUACUGCACCGCCUUACAGGGUUCCGCAGACGAGGGGGUCGAGCAGGCUGUAUGGGAGGGAGGGGAGGGGCUGCAGCUGGGUGCUCCGAGGCUUUUAAGAGGUCAUUUAGUGACUUCUUUGAGACAAUUGGCAAAAAGCGAAAAGUACCCCUGUCUGAACCAGGAGCUCCACGGAAGAGGGGGAAAGGGGUCAGUAGUGGAAUAAGUAGGGCAGCUAUGACUGAGCAAGGUACACCUGUGCCUGGGGAAAAGAUUCGAAAACGCCGUUCACGAAAGAAUGGGGCAUUAAAAGGUGGUCAGGGUGCCCAGGACCAAGACUGGCAAAAUGGAAAUAGUGGGUGGGGGGAGAAAGGUGACACAGACACUCCUGAAAGAGCAGGCAGUUACCAGGGUUCUUGCUCUCCCCGUGGAAACUUUCCAUCUUCUGAGACUGGAAAAGGGGGCUUGUAUCACAGCCCGGCAAUGAGAGGGGCAGGCAGUGGAGAGGAGUCUCAGGGAAUGUUUGCAGGAUACUUUCGUUCUUUACUUGAUUCAGAUGACUCCUCAGAUUUGCUAGACAUUUCCAUGUCCAGCCCUACAGGACGACAAGAUGCUCGUAAACUGACUCCAGGAUAUGAGGGCAGCAGCCCAGGUGCAGCCCAGCGCUGGUCUCCUGCUUUCCCUAAGAGAAGCCCCAAAGGAGCUGCCUGUGCUGGGGAAGGGGCACAACUUUCUUCACCCCAAUCUCAGAGCAACUCUGCAACUAGGCCCCCAUAUUCAUACAGUGUUUCUCAAACGUCUCCCACCACUUCCUUCCCAAAAUCUCCUGCUCUUUCACUUUCCCGGUCCCCUAGUUCUCCCCAUCCUUCUUCUGGUGGUUUUUCCCAAUACCCCUCCCCUUAUAGUGGAAGUGUCACACAGGGGUCAAGCAUCUGUCCUGUGCCUCAGCAACAGCACAGGCCAAGUGACUGCAGCUUUACAUAUGGUACUAAAGCCUCCCCUGCUCCCUCUACACAACGUCAGAUUAGUUAUUCAAGUUAUCAGAGUCCUGUCAAGCGUCAUUAUAGUGGAUAUCCCGGACCUACUCAACCACAAAUGCAGCAGAGUGAUUCUGCUGGUCCAGCAUCACCAGCUGGAAGUUACAUGUCAAUAUCAAAGACUAGCCCCUUCUCCUCAUCCUCGUCUCCUCCUGAGGGUUGCAGACAAUACCAGUCCUCUGCUCCCUGGGGCUACAGGCAAGGGGGAUCAAUCUGGGGUGGUGAUGGAUUUGGUACUCAACAGUUCCAUGGCUACUCUGAGUAUGGAGUUGGCAGCUCAGAGUCCAAAGACAUCCUGGACAUAUCAAAUUACACACCUCAAAAGGCAAAGCAGCGCCCCUGCCCCGAAACACUUUCUGAGUCCUCCUCUGACUCCUCCCACACAGGAAUGGGUAACAUUGGGGGGCCUUAUUGCUCCAGGGAUGUUCCAGUGCCUGAGGGGCAGUCUAGCCUUUCAAGCCUGGAAAAGUUGAUGCUUGACUGGAAUGAAAAUUCUGCAGGCCCUUCAUACAACUGGAGUCAGAAUGUUUUGUUUCAAGGUGGGACUAAAUCAGGCCGUGGUCGCAGGAAAAGGUCAGAGCAACAGAGUGAGAGGGAAGCGUGCCCUAUGCCUCCAGGAUCACCUGCAAGUCCUUCUAUGCAGGGAGGUGGACCAAAACGUAGUGCUUCUGCAGGCCGACAGCCCAGGGGGAGCAGGGGCAGGGGAGGAUUCUCUCCUUGCCAAAGAGAGCGUCCUGUGCCAGCCAAAGCCAAACCUCAAAAACCUGCGGCCACAGCCGUGGCAGGGCAGAUGACUUCAACAGGGGCACUAUACCAGGAAACACUGGAUUAUUACAGUGGAGACAGCAGUAGUCUAUCACCUCUCAGCCAUGCCCCUGAGCCCUGUGAAUACCCAUCUCCCUACUCUGCCCACACUUCUACUCCCUCCUCUGAUGAGAGAUUUGCCCAGAUUUACCCCUCGGACUCAGCCUCUCUUUCCCCUAGCCUAUCAAAUCAAUCAGAUGUCUUAAAGCAGUAUCCUAAAACAGGCCCUCCCUCACAGACAUAUGGACAUGCUGCCAGGACAUUCAGCCCUACGCUAUCCCCAAGCCCUCGCCUCCUGCCACAGUGUGGCUCUGCCAUGAGUCCACAUCGUGUUUCCACAAAGGAACAGUUUCCACAGUAUGAUUCCCCUAGUUACAGUGGCUCCCCUUGCUGGUAUGGGCAGGGUGGGAGUGUUGCUAACAGUCCCCAUAGCUAUGAGGAGCAGCGAUCCACUGCCAUCGCUAUGCCCUCCCACAAACGGGACACAUCACUAAUGGGCCCUGGGAUGAGGGUGCCAUCCCAUUCUCCUUAUCCCCCACCUGUACACAGAGGCCCUACCAUGUCCUCUUCUUGUGCGAGUGGGACUCUAGAGUCAUCUCCUCAACACGAGGAGCUGGGUUACCAUGGUAACAUGGACAACUAUGCACCCCUUGGGCAUCGUUAUGUGUCCCAAAGUGCCCGAGGUGGGGUUCUCUGCCAGCUACUGGACCAAUCCAGUGAUGAAGGCUUCACUGUCACCAGCCUGUAGUUAGCACUGUUGCAGCAACCAACAAAGAUGAUUUGGACUACGCCCUUUUCAUAUUUUUAAUAUUUUGUAAAUGAGAUGCUACAGAAGACACUUACUAAGUAAGACAGAGGAGAUUUGGAACUGUGGACUAAAAGCUGACUUCUCCAGCAGUGACAAUCAAGAUCCAAAUUCACACACCACACACACACACGCACAUGCAUGCAUGCUCUACACUCACACAAUUGUGACCUGUUUACACAC
Molecule: messenger RNA, 4836 nt
Organism: Colossoma macropomum (tambaqui)
Lineage: Eukaryota; Metazoa; Chordata; Actinopteri; Characiformes; Serrasalmidae
Gene: ahdc1
Product: AT hook, DNA binding motif, containing 1
Exons: 4
Coding region: 343-4596 (1417 amino acids)
Source: RefSeq, a predicted model, not a curated record